GUCAGUCGCGCACUACCACCACAGGCAAAGGCAACCGCGGGGUGGGUGGUCGUCGACUUGGUGCCUUUUCAGGCCACGGCAGCGACGCACGCCGUCGUCCCCGCCCUUUACCCUGACGCAACGGCCUCCACUGCGCGCGGUUGACGCCGCGCGGAAACGGGAGUACGUAGAAACGAGUAGAAAUAUCGCUGCCUCCAAGUUGCCGCGGCCAACCAGCCCGUGGCCUUGGUGCAGGUGCAGCGAACGGUGAAAUGCAAUCCCCCUGGCCCCGCGCGGCUAUAAGUAGCCGCCUCAUGCACCCGCGGCCUUAGCUAGCAAACCAGCGUGCUCCUCCUCUCCUCCACACACAAUCCGAUCGGUAGCCGCGGGCUCGUUGUUGCGAUGGCCGGCAAGAACGGGAGCCUCUACGCGGUGCUCGGCGUCGCCAGCGACUGCUCCGACGCCGACCUGCGCACCGCCUACCGCAAGCUCGCCAUGUGGCUGUUUGUCUCCGGGCAGAAAUGGCACCCGGACAAGUGCGGCGCCGCCGGGAGCUCAGCCGGCGGCGGUGCAGAGGCGGCCAAGGUGAGGUUCCAGAAGAUCCAGGGAGCCUACGCCGUGCUCUCCGAUCCCAACAAGAGGAUCCUCUAUGACGUCGGAGCCUACGACAGCGACGGCGAUGAUGAUGGCGCCGGUGAAAUUCUCGGCGACAUUCUCGAGGCCAUGAACAAAACCGGCCCUACGGAGAAUGGCAAGAACGAGAGCUUCGAAGACCUGCAGAGGCAGUUCGAGGAGCUGUUCCUCCGGCCGCCGGCGCCGGCGCCGCCGACGUCGUCGUCGUUCCGGUCGGCGGUACGUGACUGUCGUGUCGUACACCACUGAUUCCUCUGACUGAUACGACGAGACACAGCAGUUACCUAGCUCAAGAGGACGCUGGGAAGUCUUCAAAGAGAAGGGCCGGAAGAACGUAGAAGUACGUACUUUUGGCCGAAGAUUUUUGUACUGCAACAUUUUUGAAUCUAUUUCGUACGUGCAGUGCUCAAGACGACCGUCAUUUGUGCUAAUAAUUAAGCUGAUUGAUCAAGAAGAAAACGAUUCAGAUAAUGAUAUGACGCACUGAUGAUCUAGGGCAGUAACCUGUAAUCUCAAUAACACCUUUGGCAGACGUCAUUCGGUUUGCAUGUAUGCGGGUGGCUAUUAAUUUGCCUAGCUAGAAAUUGGCCAAUUUAAAGUUUGGCCACACGUCAAUUCUUAUAUGAAUAUGUGCAAUAUUGUCAAAUCUGGGUACUUCUCCCUGAUGAAUUAAAUGAAGAAAAAUGAGGGCUAAUGAUCAACA
This is a messenger RNA of Oryza sativa Japonica Group (Japanese rice), 1315 nucleotides long. RefSeq lists its product as uncharacterized. The record is from RefSeq and is a predicted model, not a curated record. Lineage: Eukaryota; Viridiplantae; Streptophyta; Magnoliopsida; Poales; Poaceae.